AUGGAAGAGUGGCUGAAGUUGAAGCCUCACAGCGAGUUUCAGAAAAUCAAAGAGCUCAAACAGUACCAGAAAGACGUGAGUGGCAAUGUAAAGAUUGCGGAGGUGGAGCAAAAGUGGUAUGACCAGAACAUGAAGCCGCUGGUCGAUUUCAUGGGCGACGAGCACAUUUGGAAGUUGGUGUGCGGUAACGAGCUCAACAUCUUCCACGACAAGCCGUUGAGGUCACAAGAUGAUCUCGCUAAGGCCGCAGCAAGCUUCAAGGCUGGCCACUGGACAAGCCGUCGAGCUAACGCCAGCAGCAAAGAUGACAUCUAUGAUCCCUUUCGUAACCACCAGAUUGGUGGCACAAACCAGUUUUGUCAAACGUUUUCCAUGAUGUAUUUGAAGCAAUGGAUAGAGAUGGAAGAGAAACCGCCAAAGAAAAUGGAGGACUACUACGCAAAUGCGGAGAAGGCGUUGGCAUUCAUCAAGUGGGUCCUCGAAAAGGGGAUUGAACCGGCAACGCUGGAUGAUUACUUGAAGAAAAGUCAAGACAUCUUCGAGGAUCACAAGGAUCUCCAGUCUCCCCGGCUGCGGGCAGACUUGCUGAAGUGCCUCGCGGAGUGCCUCAAGACCCCAUGCAUGUGUGUGAAUGUGGCGACAGUGGGGGAGUUGGGGACGGAGCACAUUCAGUGA
Molecule: messenger RNA, 675 nt
Organism: Symbiodinium natans
Lineage: Eukaryota; Dinophyceae; Suessiales; Symbiodiniaceae
Source: the annotation of a GenBank genome assembly